AUGGUUUGCCAAGAAGAAAUAUUGAUUGAAAAAGUGUGUGACUUGUAUGAACAAAUCUCAAGUCUUGAAACACUCAAACCUUGCAAAAAUGUCGACAUGCUUUUCACUAAGCUUGUCCUCACAUGCAUGCCACCUAGUCCUAUAGAUGUCACAAAACUCCCAAAAACUAUUCAAGAAAAAAGAUCACACCUCAUAAGGCUAUGUGGUGAAGCUGAAGGGUAUUUGGAGAGUCACUACUCAGCUAUCUUAGGUUCAUACCAAAACCCUCUUCAUCAUCUUCAUAUUUUUCCUUAUUAUUCUAACUACAUCAAACUUGGUCACCUUGAGUUUUCUAUCCUUAGCCAAUACUGUUCUCAUGUCCCUUCCAAAAUUGCUUUUAUUGGUUCUGGACCUCUUCCUCUUACUUCAAUUGUAUUGGCUUCAAAUCAUUUACCUUCAACCACUUUUCAUAAUUACGACAUCGACCCUCUAGCCAAUUCCAGCGCUGAAAAUCUGGUGUCAUCUGAUCCUGACUUGUCAAACCGUAUGAUUUUUCACACCAAUGACAUAUUGGACGUGACUGACGAUUUGAAAGAGUUUGAAAUUGUUUACUUGGCUGCCCUCGUCGGUAUGAACAAGGAGGAGAAAAAUCGAAUCAUCGAUCAUCUGGAAAAGCACAUGGCUCCAGGAGCACUUCUUAUGCUACGAAGUGCUCAUGGAGCUCGUGCUUUUCUCUAUCCAGUAGUUGAACCUUCCGAUCUUCGAGGCUUUGAGGUUCUCUCGAUCUUCCACCCUAUGGACGAAGUUAUCAACUCGGUUGUCAUAUCGCGUAAGUAUCAUCUGCCUAUACACUCACUUGAUCAAGGCCUUGGUUCCAUGAUCCUACCAAACAAGUGUUCUGAGAUUCAAGUUUUCAAUCCUCUUAGAAGCCUCAACCAUGGGAAUAUGAUUGAGGAAUUGACCAUUGAGGAUCAACUCUUGUGA
Messenger RNA from Lathyrus sativus (Indian pea), 963 nucleotides. The record is from the annotation of a GenBank genome assembly. Lineage: Eukaryota; Viridiplantae; Streptophyta; Magnoliopsida; Fabales; Fabaceae.